Messenger RNA from Neltuma alba, 803 nucleotides. Its product is annotated as dehydration-responsive element-binding protein 1E-like. The coding region runs from base 1 to 705 and encodes 234 amino acids. Gene Ontology annotation, molecular function: DNA binding; DNA-binding transcription factor activity. Gene Ontology annotation, biological process: regulation of DNA-templated transcription. The transcript has a single exon. The record is from RefSeq and is a predicted model, not a curated record. Lineage: Eukaryota; Viridiplantae; Streptophyta; Magnoliopsida; Fabales; Fabaceae.
AUGGAAUUUCUCAGAGAAGACAAAUUCGACGUUUCUUCCUCUUCUUCUUCUUCCUCCUGUUCUUGGUUGGAGGUGAGCUCGUUGAGCAGGGAGCCGAAACUGUUACUGGCGUCGGAGCGACCCAAGAAGCGAGCGGGACGGAGGGUUUUCAAGGAGACGAGGCAUCCCGUGUACAGAGGAGUGCGACGGAGGAACAAAGACAAGUGGGUUUGCGAGGUUCGUGUGCCGAACGGUAACACCAGGAUUUGGCUCGGAACAUAUUCGACGGUGGAGAUGGCCGCUCGUGCUCAUGACGUGGCGGCUCUGGCUCUUCGUGGUAAAUCGGCUUGCCUGAAUUUCGCUGACUCAGCUUGGCGGUUGCCUCUACCGGAAUCAACCAAUGCGGCGGAGAUCAGACGGGUGGCGGCUCUGGCUGCUGAGGAAUUCGGCAGGAGUGGUGAUGAUUUUGAAGUUUGCAGUCUCAGUAGUACAACGGCCGAAGAGGAAGUCAUCGGAGAUGCGCCGAAUGUACAGGAUUAUUGUGAAGAAGAUGAAGCGACGUAUAUUUAUCAAAAUCCAGCUGUGUCAACGAAAUUUGACGAGCUCCGUCAUUUGAUAGUGAGUAUGGCGGAGGAGCCGCUCCGAUCGCCACCCUCUGUUAGGCCAUAUGGGUGGAGUUGGGAUGACGUGGAGGCAGACACUGAGGUCUCACUGUGGCAAUAUUGAGACCAAUUGAGACGUUAGAGGAAAUAGGUCAAGAGCUUCUUCUUAACCUUGGACUAAGGUCAAAUGUUCGAUUAUUAAUAAGAAUGUACAAGAGCUGU